Molecule: messenger RNA, 1401 nt
Organism: Mollisia scopiformis
Lineage: Eukaryota; Fungi; Ascomycota; Leotiomycetes; Helotiales; Mollisiaceae
Exons: 1
Coding region: 67-1401 (444 amino acids)
Source: RefSeq, a predicted model, not a curated record
CAAUUGCACGUUCUUUCAGUCGAGUUAACAGUUCCUCCUCGAAGCUUUCGUCAAUACCGAUUCAAAAUGGCAUCACCAGAAGCUAUUCGAGAUGCAGUCUUCGGCGCUGCAUCCGAGAAUUCAGAGCUGCUCAAUACUCUCGCCAAGACCUCCGAAGCCCCUUCCAUCUACAGUGCGCACCUCGUCCAUUUCGAUAAACUAGAAACCUCGCUCACGGAACAACAAAAUGUUCUCGACUCCCUCAAAACUCAGACAGAACUGAGAUUCAAAUCCCAUAAGAAGCUACGCAAUUCAGUCACGAAGAAAUGGUUUUAUCGUGCGACGAAAAUGCUGCCCAAGUUCGAAGCAAAGGCCAUGACUGAGGAGAGGGAAUACUUUACUGCUCUCGGGGCGCAAAGCAAAGCGGAGGAGAGAUGCAAGACCCUGGAGAGCGAGGUGAAGAAGGCUGAAGCGGAGAAAGAAAAGCUAUUGAAGGUUGUGAAGAAGCACGGCGAUGCACACGCGAAAAUCGAUUUACUAUACGAAAAGUUGUUCAAGGGACCAACUCCUGGAUUCGGGGACGAGGACGAGCGAGAACACAAAUAUUACACAUCAGACGAAUCAAAUGAGAGUGUCAAGGAGGGAAUCAGACGAGCUAGGAGGGCAAAGAGUGGACUGGGCGUGGUGAAGACGUAUCUGGGGAGAGCGAAAAGCAACAUGAAAUAUGCAUUGACAUCGGUUGAGGAGCGACUGUUCUUCUUCGAUGAAUCGACUUACUGGACUGAGAGAGGUGACGCAGCUCUUGCGUUGGCUUUGGACAAGAUGGGUAAAACGGACGAAGACCUCCUUCCUCUACCGUCCGAUCUGGUGGGAAAGCAUCAGGUUGUCAGUUCAAGUCUUCUUGCAGCGAGAAUACCCAUGGGAAGAAGUCACUCGCGGGAGAGUAUGAUUCAGGCGAUCAUAAAAUCACUGGAACAAAUAUCAGAAGUGGAAGAGCAACUGGGGAUAUUGAUUGCGCACACGAAGGAGGUUGAGAAAGUAGGACUGGCAAAGAUUAAAGAGACUGCCAGACAACUUGAAGACUCGCGACAGGAGUUACAGCAGGUCAGACAGGGUAUAUUCGAGAGGGUUGCGGGGUUUGGUGAAGCAGCCCCGGCAUAUAUGGAGUGUUGUGAUCGGGCGGACAGGUUUUGCAAUGUUCCUGAAGUGGGACAUGAACAUGUACAACCAGAAGAAGAAGCCGCUCCCCCGGUCCCACAACCGGAGAGUGCACCACCAGAGUAUGGUGAACAACCAGUCACUGUUGCUAUUCCUUCUCGGUACGAACUGGCAGAUGCCCUGAGAGCGGAAAAUAAGACAGCAGGACCUGGAGACCAUGCAUACAUCACGCAUGAUAUUGAACGGCCAGGGAGGACAGUAUAA